This is a messenger RNA of Kockovaella imperatae, 1650 nucleotides long. RefSeq lists its product as hypothetical. Lineage: Eukaryota; Fungi; Basidiomycota; Tremellomycetes; Tremellales; Cuniculitremaceae. Gene Ontology annotation, molecular function: phosphoprotein phosphatase activity. The transcript has 9 exons. The record is from RefSeq and is a predicted model, not a curated record. Bases 1 to 1650 code for a protein of 549 amino acids.
AUGCUGAGAGCAGCGAGCAGUAGGUUACUCGCCUCUACGUCGACAUCUGUUCUUCGGCCUUAUCGACCCAUAUCCACCACUGCGACUCUGCUCAAGAAGAAAAGGGGAGAUGACCUUGCAGCUGGUAGUUUAAGGCAGCCGCCUCCUCCUCCUCCGCCGCCGCCUUCUGCUCAGGCAAAGACCUCCCCAAGUCCAUCUGAGCGCCCUCCUCCACCACCACCGUCCUUGAAUGGUGCUCCCAUAACCGCGGGAUCUGGGGCUCCCUUGACUGACCCGAUUGUCAAUCGGCCUGCAGAACCCACCUCGUCAUCCUCAUCCUCAACCUCACCUUCAGCAUCUGGUCCCAGUACUGGAGUUGCCUCUGAUACCGCUGUUGACACCAAUGCGCCAGAGGAACUGGACCUUAGAGAUCUUCCAUCGCUUAACAUUGAGACGGUGACAGAGUCUGCGAGGAUAGAGGAACGUAAACGAGAAGGGGAAGGGUCCGAGGGACCUAAGCGGACGGGAGCGGGCAGGAAACAAUACGUCUCAAGUAUCGAGAGGCAGAGGAGAAUGUGGUUGAGGUACGGAACAGGAGGAUUGGUCGUCAGUGGGAUAGCAUAUGCUCUCUUUCAGGGUGCGACGGAUGAUGGGGUGAGCAUCGAUGGUCAGUGGAAACGAUUCAAAGCUAGUCUGUCGGAAACGUUUGAUGUAUUCAACAAACCCGCUUUCAAGACUCUUUUACCGGAUCCUCUCCCACCACCUCAUCAGAGACCAUACACCUUGCUCGUCGAUCUGGAGGGCAUGCUGGUGUCUUCCACGUGGGAUCGCCAGAAUGGAUGGAAGACCGCCAAGAGGCCAGGAGCCGAUUACUUUUUGGCCUAUCUCUCACAGUUUUACGAAAUUGUCCUGUUCACCACUCAACCUCUCUACACUGCCGCGCCAGUAGCUGAAAAGCUUGAUCCUUACCAAGCUUACAUCCCUUACAAACUAUUCCGCGAAUCGACCCGAACGGCAGGAGGCAAGACUGUCAAGGAUCUUUCUUACCUCAAUCGAGACCUAUCCAAGGUCAUUCUCCUCGACACGGACCCCGAGCAUUCGGCACUCCAACCUGAAAACUCGGUCAUCAUCAAACCGUGGAAGGGGAACAUGGGUGACAGAGGUUUGGUAGAGAUGAUUCCGUUCCUGGAAUCUAUUGGCAUCUUCCAACCGCCCGAUGUUCGACCUAUUCUCGAAUUGUACCGCGGGAAAGAUAUCCCCGUAGAAUACGCCAAAAAGGAGGCAGAGUCCAAACGACAAGUUUUGGAAGAAUGGAGACGGCAACACCCGACAAAUGUGCAUGGAGGUGGGACCGGUAUGUUGAGUUCGUUGUUUGGAAGCGUCGCAGCGGUGAGACCCGGCCAGCAACGGCCCAAAGAGCCCAUGACGUAUCUGGAGCAAAAGCGAGCGAUCGCUCAGAGGCAGUACGAAGAAGAACAAAAGUACUGGAGGGAUCACGCUGAAGAGUUUGCCAAGAUGAUUGAGGAGGAUAAGCAAAGACAAUUGGCAGAGAUGAAAGGGUCACUGUGGGGUUUCAUGACGGGUGCUCCGGGCGCCAAUGCACAAGCACAGGCUCAGGCUCAAGGACAGGAUCCUCAUGCGGUGCAGACCGCGAAUAACAGCAAUCAGUAA